Molecule: messenger RNA, 688 nt
Organism: Aspergillus homomorphus CBS 101889
Lineage: Eukaryota; Fungi; Ascomycota; Eurotiomycetes; Eurotiales; Aspergillaceae
Product: nuclear transport factor 2 family protein
Exons: 6
Coding region: 108-485 (125 amino acids)
Biological process (GO): protein import into nucleus
Cellular component (GO): nuclear pore central transport channel
Source: RefSeq, a predicted model, not a curated record
CGUUAACCUCGUCUCUUCCCCUCGGUUCAACCCCCCAUUAUCGUUUCCCAGCCAGAUUUCUACUUCUAUCCGUCUCUAUCGUCUUUGCAGACUCCCCAACCGUCAAAAUGGCCGACUUCCAAAACAUUGCCCAGCAAUUCGUCCAGUUUUACUACAACACUUUCGACGCCGACCGCGCAUCCCUGGCCGGUCUCUACCGUGAUCAGUCUAUGCUCACCUUCGAGACCAGCUCCACGAUCGGUGUCGCCAGUAUCGUCGAGAAGCUGACCAGCCUCCCCUUCCAGAAGGUCGUGCACAAGGUCUCCACCCUCGACGCCCAGCCCUCCAGCAAAGAGGGUAGCAUCCUUGUCAUGGUCACCGGUGCUCUUCUGGUCGACGAGGAGCAGAACCCCAUGAACUACACUCAGAGCUUCAACCUCUGCCCCGACGGCGCCGGCAGCUACUACGUCCAGAACGACAUCUUCCGUCUGAUCUACAACGCAUAAACGGGUUUCCCACAUCAUCAUCAUCACUGUUUAGAUACCGGAGAGUCUGGAGGGAAAGGAAAGGAGGGGGCCGUCCUGCGGCUUGCGAAUGGGAAUGUCUUAAUUAGAGAGACUCUGGUCAUGAGUCGGCAGAUAAUCCCUUUUUCUUUUUCUUCUCUUUUUGAAGCUUGAAACGAAGUCAAUGAAAUUCAAAUCUAAAAACC